AUGCGCCCUAUGCUUGCCGUCUCUCUCCUCACAGUCGCCACAAACGGCGUUCGCCUUUGGUCCCUGUCUGAUAUGGUGCUUCCGGGCCGUGGGGAGCAGCCUCGCGCGGCAGUCACUCGUGAAUCUGGGCUUGGGCAAUCACCCAGAGCCGAGAAGCGCGCGGAAUCGGUCAUCAUGAAUAGUAAAACGGUUCCAGAGCAAGACCUCAAGAAGGCAGAAGAGAUUGCGAAAACAGCCCUCCGGGACGCGGAUUAUCUGCAGCGACAUAGCAGCCUGAUAAAGAACCUCACGGAAGUGUUGACCAGCGGCAUAGAGUGCUACGAGAAGUACCGGAGUGAGGACGGCCGGGCCAUUGAAGACCCAGGCCGCAUCAAGAAGUGCCAUGCGCUAUACGCCGACGUCGUUUCCCUGCUCCAAAAGGCUCGCGCGCUAGUCAGAGAGCCUGGUUUUCCCUCGAGCUCGUUCCUGCUGGCGCAAAAUCUGCCAGACUUGCGGGACGACCGCAAGAGCGAGCAGGGCCCAAACACAAAACAGCUGCAGGAACGACUCGACGACCUCAAUCAAGGCCUGGCCAAGGCGGAGGUCACUGAGAAGCAGGCCGGGCAGCUGCGACCCUACUGGGGCAAAGUCAAGGACCUCUCCGUCUCCGUCGACGCGACCAUCAGGUGCUACGACGAGUUGAAGAAGAAACUGACCACAGUGGGACGCGAAUCCGAGGAGGACGCGUCCAGGGACAUGGGGACCUGCGAGGAGAAAUACCGGCAGAUGGGAUCCCGCUUCUCUGACGCCAAAAAGGCCGCCAUGGAGUCGGGCAUUGUUGAUGAAGAAGUCUACUCGCGACUCGGCGUGCCCUACCUGAAUGGCGACCCGAAGAGCAGCAUGGACGGCAAGACGCAAGAGGUGCGGGAGCAGCUUGAGGAAGUCCAAAACGAGAGGGACCAUGUGUUGAAGCUGGAGAAGGACGACGCCGAGGCAGUACGGCGUAUCAACGGAACCUUGUACGAUGGAGUCUACUCGGCCGUACUUGACGGGCUAGUUGACCUCGCCAAGAAGCACUCCAAGCUUCAGCUGCUGAUUGCGGGCAGACACCAGAAAUCGGACAAUGAGGCUGUAAAGGCCGCAAAGGCGGAGACGGAAAGACUUUUGCGGGGGUUUUCUAGCCGGAUCGAUGAGCUUGUCGAUGGCGCCGCGGCUGGGUAG
Metarhizium album ARSEF 1941 is the source of this 1200-nucleotide messenger RNA. RefSeq lists its product as uncharacterized. The transcript has a single exon. The record is from RefSeq and is a predicted model, not a curated record. NCBI's taxonomy places the organism in Eukaryota, Fungi, Ascomycota, Sordariomycetes, Hypocreales, Clavicipitaceae. The coding region runs from base 1 to 1200 and encodes 399 amino acids.